Messenger RNA from Pseudovirgaria hyperparasitica, 824 nucleotides. RefSeq lists its product as uncharacterized. The record is from RefSeq and is a predicted model, not a curated record. Bases 250 to 741 code for a protein of 163 amino acids. NCBI's taxonomy places the organism in Eukaryota, Fungi, Ascomycota, Dothideomycetes, Acrospermales, Acrospermaceae. The transcript is spliced from 3 exons.
GUUGGAGAUCCAAUUCCUGAGCUUACAACAUAUGGUCGUACACAUCUCUUUGCCACGAGGGAGACGACUAUACAAUGUCACUUCAACAUCGCGCACUUUUACCUGAUCCAAACAUCUAUAUUGCUUGCCUCCAGCAGAUGUUUACUGUGUUUCAUCUCCUUGAAGCAGCACAUUUCUACGUAUUUAUUGCAGCUCUAGGCAGUUUCACUGACUUCCAGCUUACAGAAUACUAUUACCUCCAUCUCCACAAUGAGAUUCUUUCCCACAAUCAUGGCAUUAGUCUUGGCAGUCAGUGCACUGCCAAACAAGGGGACCUCGACCGGGGACCUCAUGAUCAGUGCCGAUAUAGCGGCAGAAAGUACGGCGCUCGCCAAGAAUAUCGAGUGCAAUCCCAAGAUGCUGCGCGGAGCCAAUCGCGACGGCAUCAAGCAAUGCAUCAAGUAUCUGCGUAACCAAAGGGAGGCAACUUGCCUUGCACAAAGGAGCAUGAACACAUACUGCGACUUUCCUGAGAUGCGGCUCGAGGUGUGGGCGGCGGGCCUAGAGGAACGCUUGGCCGAGCAGAAUGAAGCACCUCCCUAUAACCAUAUACCGUACCAGCAGGGAGCAUCAUGUGCCGAUGUUGCGAAUGGUCUCGCGGCCAUAUUGAAAACUUGUAGCGCAGGCAAUGAUUUGGAUGUCAGCGGCACUGGCCCGGCUAUGCCGAAUGAGAACUUCAUGUUGAGGGUAUUCGCGCCCUAGACUAAGUUUUGUCAGAACCUGGCAGAAGUAUGUCAAUUUCAGCGAUAUCGAGUGUAUUAAGGGUCGCGUUUGCGAUAUUAUAG